Molecule: messenger RNA, 476 nt
Organism: Polychytrium aggregatum
Lineage: Eukaryota; Fungi; Chytridiomycota; Chytridiomycetes; Polychytriales
Product: thioredoxin-like protein
Exons: 3
Coding region: 116-406 (96 amino acids)
Biological process (GO): cellular response to oxidative stress
Cellular component (GO): cytoplasm
Molecular function (GO): glutathione disulfide oxidoreductase activity
Source: RefSeq, a predicted model, not a curated record
UCCUGCCUCGUCCUGCCUCGUCCUGCCUCGUCCUGCCUCGUCCUGCUCCACAUCUCCCUCGCCCCGUCGUCCAGUCGCCCCGCCGUCCAGUCGCUCCGUCUCCAUCACGCAUACAAUGAGCGCCGCAAAGACCCUCCAGAAGCUCCUCAGCGAGAACACCAUCGUGGUCAUCUCCAAGAGCUGGUGCCCCUACUGCAGAGCCGCCAAGCAGCGCCUGCAGCAACUCAACCUCAACUUCCUUGCCGUCGAGAUCGACAGCGACCCCGAGGGUCUCCAGGCCUACAUCCGCCAAACCUACAACCACUCGACCGUCCCCGCCAUCUUUAUCCACGCCAAGCUGCUUGGCGGCAACAGCGACCUCCAGGCCCACCCCAACAUUGUCGGCCUCGUCAACCAGACUGAUUAGCCGCACCCUAGAGCUAUCGGCAUCAGCUCUAUAGCACCGAAAUAAAAAUAUGCCUGGGCUGUAUUGUCAA